Molecule: messenger RNA, 6031 nt
Organism: Ornithorhynchus anatinus (platypus)
Lineage: Eukaryota; Metazoa; Chordata; Mammalia; Monotremata; Ornithorhynchidae
Gene: SORT1
Product: sortilin 1
Exons: 20
Coding region: 166-2253 (695 amino acids)
Biological process (GO): endocytosis; Golgi to endosome transport; vesicle organization
Cellular component (GO): Golgi apparatus; membrane
Molecular function (GO): protein binding
Source: RefSeq, a predicted model, not a curated record
GGGGGGGGCGGCUGCCGCCCGCUGCGGGGCUUCGAGGCCGGCCUGCUCAACAACACGCACCAGCACGUGUUUGAUGAUCUGAGUGGCUCCGUCUCCCUCUCCUGGGUUGGAGACAGCACUGGGGUCAUCCUAGUCCUGACCACGUUCCAUAUCCCUCUGGUGAUCAUGACCUUUGGACAGUCCAAGCUCUAUCGAAGCGAGGACUAUGGCAAGAAUUUUAAGGACAUAACCAACCUCAUUAACAACACCUUUAUCCGGACCGAGUUUGGCAUGGCCAUUGGACCCGAGAACUCUGGAAAGGUGAUUUUGACAGGGGAUGUGUCUGGAGGAAGCCGUGGAGGAAGGAUCUUCAGGUCAUCUGAUUUUGCAAAGAAUUUUGUUCAGACAGACCUGCCUUUUCACCCUCUGACUCAGAUGAUCUAUAACCCCCAAAAUGCAAACUAUCUGCUGGCCCUCAGCUCUGAAAAUGGCCUGUGGGUGUCCAAGGACUUUGGGGGAAAAUGGGAAGAAAUCCAUAAAGCGGUGUGUUUGGCCAAAUGGGGAUCAGAGAGCACCAUCUUCUUCACCACCUAUGUGAAUGGCUCUUGCAAAGCUGACCUUGGGGUACUGGAAUUACGGAGAACCUUCGAUCUUGGCAAGAGCUUUAAGACCAUCGGAGCCAAAAUCUACUCCUUCGGACUUGGGGGACGUUUUCUUUUUGCCUCUGUGAUGACUGAGAAGGGAACAACAAGAAGGAUCCAUGUAUCCCUUGACCAAGGAGAGACAUGGAGUAUGGCCCAGCUUCCCUCAGUGGGACAAGAACAGUUCUACUCCAUCCUAGCGGCCAACGAUGACAUGGUGUUCAUGCACGUUGAUGAGCCCGGGGACACCGGAUAUGGCACAAUCUAUACCUCCGAUGAUCGAGGCAUUGUCUACUCCAAGUCCCUGGACCGCCAUCUCUACACCACCACCGGCGGGGACACAGACUUCACCAACGUGACCUCUCUCCGUGGGGUCUACAUGACCAGCGUGCUUUCUGAAGAUAAUUCGAUCCAGUCCGUGAUCACUUUUGACCAAGGAGGAAAGUGGAGGCUCCUGAGGAAGCCUGAAAACAGCAAAUGCGACUCCACAGCCAAGAAUAAGGAAGAGUGCAGCCUUCACAUUCAUGCCUCCUACAGCAUCUCCCAGAAGCUGAAUGUCCCCAUGGUGCCGCUGUCGGAACCCAACGCCGUCGGAAUCGUCAUCGCUCACGGCAGCGUCGGGGACGCCAUCUCGGUGAUGAUCCCGGAUGUUUACAUCACCGAUGACGGAGGCUACUCCUGGGUGCGGAUGCUGGAAGGGCCCCAUUAUUACACCAUCUUGGAUUCGGGGGGCCUCAUCGUAGCCGUGGAGCAUGGCAGCCAGCCAAUCAAUGUGAUUAAGUUCUCCACGGAUGAAGGACAGUGCUGGAACCUGUAUACCUUCUCCAAGGAGCCCAUCUACUUCACCGGCCUGGCCUCCGAGCCUGGAGCCAGAUCUAUGAACGUCAGCAUUUGGGGUUUCCGAAAAUCUUUCCCAUCCCAGAAAUGGGUCUCCUAUACCAUCGAUUUUAAGGAACUCCUUUCCAGAAACUGCGAAGAGAAGGAUUACACCAUCUGGCUGGCUCACUCCACCGACCCCGGGGCACAAAACGACGGCUGCAUCCUGGGCUACAAAGAGCAAUACCGGCGACUACGCAAGUCCUCCGUCUGUCAGAAUGGCCGAGACUAUAGGUUGACCGGGCAGCCCGCGGUCUGCACCUGUACCCUGGAGGACUUCCUCUGUGAUUUCGGCUACUUCCGACCAGAAAAUGAAUCCAAGUGUGUGGAGCAGCCGGAACUAAAGGGCCACGAUCUGGAGUUCUGCCUGUAUGGAAGAGAAGAGCAUUUGACCACAAAUGGGUACCGGAAAAUCCCGGGCGACAAGUGCCAGGGGGGCAUGAGUCCGGAUCGAGAGGAAAAGGACCUGAAAAGGAAAUGUAGAAGCAACUUCUUGAGUCCAGACAAGCAGAAGGCCUCGUCCAACCCCGCCGCAAUCAUCCUGGCAGUCGUGGGGCUGAUGCUGAUUACAACCGUAGCAGGCGUUCUCGUUAUCAAGAAAUACGUCUGUGGAGGCAGGUUCCUAGUGCAUCGCUAUUCUGUCCUGCAGCAACACGCCGAGGCCAAUGGUGUGGAGGGAGUGGAUACGCUGGAUUCAGUCUCCCAUGCCAGUAAAAGCGGAUACCAUGAUGACUCGGAUGAGGAUCUCCUGGAAUAGCUGGGAAGCGGAGCUGGGACAGACUGGCUGAGCACUGAUGACUGGAACCCAGUGCCUCCCACCUGGUGCCUGCUCCUCUGAAACGGAGAAACACAUUCCUCCCUUUCCAUUUUGAGGGGCCGAGCUCUGUUUCUGCCGCUUCCACUGAGACUGAGAGGACCCAGAUGCUACCGAACCACGGGGUGUGCGGGCGGCAGCCGGGGCACCCUGCCAAGACGUAGAGGCUCAGAGAAGUGGAAGAAAACAUUCUUCUUAACUCAUUUUAACUUUAUUUUAAUUUCUGUCCUCCUGCUGAGUGUGGUGGGUUUCUUAAAGGAAAAUGGACUAAAAUGUGAAGGGGACAUUUCGCUAAAGCUAGGGUCACUCUGGAUGCUUCACCCUCUUGCCUAAGGUCGCCGCGAUUGCCGGCACCAACUCUCUGCCCCGUGUCCUAAGCCGGGUCCAGCCUGCAGCGAGCACCACAGAAGUGCAGCGAAGGGGGGGAAGAACAGCCUCCGGUGCCACCAGGGUGGCUGAUCCCGGUCUUCCCAGUCUGGGGGAUAUGGGGGACUCUCCCGGAGUUCACAGGCUAAAUUAGUUUUCACUUCUCCCUCUGUCAUCAGUAGAGGAGUCAGGUGUGUCUCCCUCCGGGCUGAAGUGAGCCUUUGACUACUGGACCCCAAAGUUAUAAAAACUGGAUCUCAGCUUCUCAAAGGAAAAAAAAAAAUGAAGCAAAUCUGAAUCUGCGUGGGGCUAGAAGUAAUAGGGUUAGGAUCAGGUACAAAUGAAAAUCUUUUUCUGAUCAGGGCACCUAUAAGGUUGUAUGUGUGCGUGUGUGUGUGUGUGUGUCAGAUAUGACCCUCUUGUGCAAGGACGUGGUAUGUAUGUUUAUGUGUGUGUCUGUGCUUGAUGAGAUCCUCUGAGCAGAACAAUUGACUUCCUUUUUAUGUGAGCUGGUUUGGCAGGAGAGGAGUGGGCACAGUUCGGGGGUCAAAGCCGGGCAAACUGCAUCUUUGUCUCCCGACGCCAUACAUCGCUCUGAUUAACCCGUUGGCAUUCUCUAAACUCUCCACUUGGGCCGGUUUGGGUUCAGCCGGACUCCCAGGCUUUUGAGUGUUUUAGGCUUUAACCAAACCAUAGAGCACCCCUGCCGAUGCUCUUCUUUGGUUUUCCCAAAGAAUUUGUAGCCCGGCAGGACAAGUUGGACAUAAUGUUUCCCAUUUGGAAGUUUGCUGCCUUCUAGCUACCGGAUACACUGUGGGCGCGUUCAGUUAUUUUGAAAGCACCUAGGGGCUCUUCCCAUUUUGCGACGCUUGCGUAUUAAGUCUAGCGACAGUCUCUAGAUGGGUGAAUUUAGGGGUUUACAGUAAUAGGAACUGCAGUAAUCAGUUCUAGCCUAGCAUAAAUGCUUGCUGUUCUUGAUAAUAAUACGUUUAAAAGUUAGGUGGAUUGUGCCUGUCAUGGGGUCUCAUCGUUCUCAGUGUCUCUCAAUUGAGGGGACACAGGUCUCUGGGGUGCUGCCUGUUAACUGAUGGACCACAGCCUGAGGAGACGCUCGAGGUGAAAUGUGCCAAAUUAAUUUUUGUAGAACUGUAGGAACUGAUGUUUUGGGGUGCCACUGUGCCUCUGGUUGCAGGAUGAGGGAAGACUGUCCUGAGAGCUGAAUGUUUGGGGAAGGCAGAUGGAGGAGUCCCCUCCCGCUCCCUUCCCGACUCCCACAGCUGAGGCAAGAUUUAAUAUAUCAGGUGGCCCGGGCAGACUAUCCGAGGGAGAGGAGAAGAGGGGAGAGUUGUUGCUCUGGGGACACCUCAGGGGACUUUGGUGGGCCUGAGAGGCGGGUGCCAUAGGACAAAUGUGGGAGGGGUCUCGUGGGCACCUGCCCUGAUUGAGGGAAGAGUUCCGGGCGAGAGCGAGGUUGUGGGCAAGUGGUCAGCCGUAAGAUAGACAAGAUCAGGGUAAGAUUGCAUUAGAGGAGCUGAGUGUGCGGGUUGAGUGGUAAUAGGAGAUUAACCAGAUAAAGUAGGAGUCCCUCAAAGCCUGUGGUGAGGAGUUUCUGUUUGAUAUGGCGAUGGAUGGGCAACCGUUGGAGGUUUCUGAGGAUUGGGGAGACACGGACUGAAAAUCUUUUUAUAAGAAUGAUCUUGAGCAGCAGAGUACAAUAUGGACUAGAGCAGGGAGAGACAGGAGGCAAGGAGGUCAGCGAGGAGGCUGAUAUAGUAGUUAAAGCAGGAUAUAAGUGCUUAGUAGCGCUUGAUACUUACAAAUAAGUAGGAAAAACUCAAGUGCUAUUUAUCAUGGCAGUGAUAGCACUCCACAAAGGCAUUACGAAGCAAAUGAGAGCAGAGCGGUGGCUGUUGUUGAGGGAGGACUGAUAAUUGUGUCCUUGGGCAACAGACUACAUCCCAAACUUUGGCCUUCCAUCCAGUGAUGUGUGUGUGAGAGAGAGAUGCCCAUCGCCACUAUUGGGUGAUACUGUUUAAGAAAAAAACCCAAAAAGCUGUGCAAGUAGGUGGCCCAGGAUGUUAAUGGUGUGGUUGAUUAGGAAGUAGCAGAACCAUUCUGCAGUACUCUAGAUGUUUGGUUUCUGAGUUAGGGACAUGCUGCUCACCUUGAAAGAAGAGGCUAGGAUAAGCACCCUGAAAAUGAUCAGGCUCUCAGGUGGUCUUCACCUGGUAAGCUUUAAUGUGGUGCAGAGACCAGUAAAGAAAACCUGCUUAAUGCAUAUAAACAAUUGUGUUGUGAAACAUCAGGCUAGUCCAUGCUACCGAAGGUUGUCCAGAGGAAAGAGAAAGGUUCUGGAGGUAGGCGGGCGAGCCGCAUGCAGGGGUGUGAGAUUGAGGCACUGAGUAAAACAAGACUCCACGAUGACAGCUCGUGGGAAGGAUGACUUGAUUCUGUCGCUGUGUGAAGGCGUCCCCGUUGAGUGAAGGCGCUCAGAUAUCAGCUCUGGCUUUUCAGUCACUAGCCUCGAGGCUUCCAGACUUGCUUGGACACAUCGAUGAGAAUCUUGCAGCCCUGUGCUUUCCCUCUAAGACUCUAUCAUCAUCGAUCUCUCAGUAUCUGGGCUCUUGCCAUGGUGGAUACUCGAGAGAGUAAGAGCAAGAAAAUUCUACAAGGAUCGGGAUCCAGAAAGUUCAACAGAGACCGCCACAGGGCUGACAUCUGCUCGCCUGUAGGGACGAGGGCCUUCCUACACAUGGGUAGGCAGUGUUGCUGGAACAUGGAGGAAAAAAAUCCCACACCACCCAGAAUUGGAAAACUGAGUGGCAAUGUUCUGUCCCAACUCAGGAGCUUUGCAGUUUCCCACACCUUCCACUACUGAACGAGAGAAAUACUCCACAGACACCCAGAGUUUUAGCUGUUGUACCUUUUUGACUGUAGCAUUACUCAGCGACUAGGAUUAAAUGGUGUUGAUUUCACCACUGCUGUAGGUGUGGCGCCGAGUGUUCAUUAGAAUUGCCCAACUCGAUUCAACCUUUAAUUUUUACACUGAAGCUAUGACCCCCCCGCGGCACAGCUGUGUUGGUUGCGUGAGGAGAAUCGAGGAUGGCAGAGAACCUAAACAGCUACUCCGCGGAGAGCUGAAAUUAGGAAACCUCAAGGAGAACAGAGGAAGAGUUUUAAGGAUCCAGCUCAUCCAAGCCUCGGGCAGUGUUGCAUCCUGGCUGAAAGCUGCAGCUACAACAGACUGGUGCACUGCGAUCAAGAAAGUGGGGAAAGCUGUUUGAGAGGAGAAGCUUUUUGAGGAUCGUGGAUGAGGAAAUGCGCAGAAGCAUCAGUGAGUGUUGCGGAAAGCAAA